AAAUUCCGAGACGUCCAAAAAGAAUAAUUUCUCACCGAACAAACAUCAGACAUCCAUGCAGUAUCCCCUUUUCUUUUUCCAUUUAAAACUAAACAUCUUUUUGAGAUUUUCAAUAAACAAGAAAAAAUCUUUGCAUCGAAUUUCCAACCUUUUCCUUUUCUUCUUCUCUCAUCAGUGCGCUGCUCUGAGUGGAUAGAAGAAAGUAGGCAACGAGCAGCAGUUCCAACAGAGCCCGGAAUCAAAGUUGAGGAGCUUUUCAGAGAAGUAGCUUGUGUUUUUUUAUCAUCCCUAAAGUACCCUCUGAUCUGAAUUGGAGGUCAAGGUAGGUGUACCAGAGAGAAGUAUGGGUAGUCAUCAAGAGCCCAAGAAAAGAGUUGCAUUUAUUCUGAUUGAUGGGUUGGGGGAUGUGUCACUGCCAUGGUUUGGAUAUAAGACUCCUCUGCAAGCAGCCAAUAUACCCAAUUUGGAUGCCAUUGCAUCUGCUGGAGUUAAUGGUCUAAUGGAUCCUGUUGAAGUAGGGUUGGGUUGCGGAAGUGACACAGCUCACCUUUCUCUAUUGGGAUAUGACCCGAAAGUAUACUACCGGGGACGUGGUGCAUUUGAGUCCAUGGGUGCUGGAUUAGCUAUGUCACCUGGGGAUAUUGCAUUCAAGUCAAAUUUUGCGACCUUGGAUGAGAAAACAGGAGUAGUUACCAGUAGGAGGGCUGACAGGCACUUUGAAGAAGAGGGGCCAAUACUUUGUGCAGCACUGGAUGGAAUGAAGCUCCCACCUUUUCCUGAGUAUGAAGUUAGAGUCAGAUAUGCAACUGAACACAGAUGCGGAGUGGUUGUGAAGGGACCAAGACUGAGUGGAAAUAUAUCAGGAACAGACCCUUUGAAAGACAACCGCUUGCUUCUGGAAGCCAAAGCUCUAGAUGAUACAGAUGAAGCAAAGCACACAGCUGCAGUUGUUAACGAAUUAUCCCGGGAGAUAUCAAGAAUUCUGGUUUCUCACCCCCUGAAUUCAAAAAGGGCUGCAGAAGGGAAGAAUAUCGCAAAUGUGGUCCUUUUACGAGGUUGUGGUAUUCGAAUUGAGGUCCCUCCGUUCCAAAAGAAACAUGGCUUGUGGCCUUGUAUGGUAGCUCCCACCAAAAUUAUAGCUGGGCUGGGCUUGUCACUUGGUAUUGACAUUCUAGAAGCUCCUGGGGCCACUGGAGACUAUCGAACACUUUUAACUUCCAAAGCCACUGCAAUUUCUGAGGCACUCUCAGCUCCUUUGAAUUCUUGCCCUCGUGUAUUUGUACCAGGAGAGGAUGAGCAUAAGCCAGGGAGAUCAGAUGGCUAUGAUUUUGGGUUUCUCCAUAUAAAGGCUAUAGACGAUGCCGGUCAUGAUAAGGCAAGCUUAUUUAAAGUAAAAGGUUUGGAGGCAGUAGAUCGAGCUAUAAGGCAGCUGGCCAAGCUACUCUGGCAGGCAGAAUCAACUGGGAAGUUUGAGUAUUUUCUCUGUGUCACUGGUGAUCACUCUACUCCUGUUGAAUAUGGGGACCACAGCUUUGAACCAGUUCCAUUUACAAUGUGCCGGUUGAAAGAUUUUGUUGGGGCAGUAGGUGGGGAGUCUGUUGUUUUGGAAACUUCCCUUGAUCCGUUUCCUCUUCCAACAGUUCAGGCUGGUGAAGACUUAUCUGAAGAUUUUGCGGUAGUAGGAGACACAGAAAGCAAGCAAGUGACAGCAUUCAGUGGUGAUUCAGUUGUAGAGUUUAAUGAGAUAGCAGCAGCGAGGGGAUGUCUUGGGCGUUUUCCGGGUGGAGAGAUGAUGGGAAUUAUUAAGAAAUUUCUUCAACUGGAUGCAUGAACUUCUGGAUUUGGAUAAUAUAGUUGCCUAAUAUAACAGUUUCGGAGUUCCCAAGGAUAGCUGGAAAACCAUAGUGCUUUGGUUAUUUAUAUUUUCCAAAAUUUUGGAGGUUUAGUUUGACAGAGAUAAAAAAUAAAUGUAAUAUGUGCACUGUGCAGAACAAGUUGAUAAGUAACUGAAGGCCCAUUUUGACAUAAGGCAAAGUAAAUGUAUUACUUGCACUGCGCAGAACAAGUUGAUGUAGCUUGUUUUCAACAAUAACAAACCCUCUUUGAUAGUG
This is a messenger RNA of Carica papaya (papaya), 2111 nucleotides long. RefSeq lists its product as uncharacterized. NCBI's taxonomy places the organism in Eukaryota, Viridiplantae, Streptophyta, Magnoliopsida, Brassicales, Caricaceae. Gene Ontology annotation, molecular function: metal ion binding; phosphoglycerate mutase activity. The record is from RefSeq and is a predicted model, not a curated record.